AUGCCGCGCAUGCCAAUGAACGCAGUGGCAGCGACGCCGCAGCUGCUGCUGCUGCUAAUGCUGUUGGCGAUGUCGGCGACGCAAUCAUUCGCUCGAUCUGCCAGGACAACUGUGGCCCCGGAUGCGAUUUCAGAAGAAGAGACAACAUAUGCGGGCGCCUUUGAGGCUAACACGGUAACCAUUGCCGUAGAUUCGGAUAUCAUACUGACAACUGAGGACGGCAUGCAGGCGUUUACACAACUGUCGGACUACGGGCAUACCACUACGGAGGAGCCAUUGCCGGAUUCUGUGCUGCAGCAGCUGGCGCGGGAGCGUGCCGAGAGGGAGCAAAAUUCUACGACUAAUGCAACGACAACAGCCGAAGAACCCAAUUUGUCGGAGAAAUUAAUAUCCCACAACAAGACAUUAACUAAAACGGCAAUAACAACCCAAAAGACAAAGGUAAGCCCAACAGGAAUACCAACAACAACAGAAAUUUCAACGGAAGACACAACAGCGACAGAAAACACUGAGCAGCUUGUUGGCCGCAGCGGUUUAAGCCAUAGUGCCAUAGUCCAACACAUGGACACUGCACAGAGUACAGAUGAUUUGCUCAUGGAAGAAGUGAGGCAACAGGCCUAUAUAGAGAGGGCUUUAUCGCCGGAUCUAACCCUCUUAUUAACAACUGAAAAGACUGCCAUGCUAGCCGCAUCAGACGAUGUCGAGGAGAUCACUAGUCUACCACUAAUGCAAAUGGAUCUCAAUACCAGUGGACCCCUUCCAUUUGAGGCCAUUUCAUCGGGCACUGACUCGAUGCGUCUGGAACAAACUACAUGGAUGGAAAACCCAGCAGAGCUAAUGGGAUCCACCACAGAGGCAGAUACGCUGACUUUUAUGACAACGACCCAGCAAGGACCAGACGAUGACCCACAGCUAGAGACAGUCACUAAGGAGGUUAAGUACCACAGCAACGAGAAUCUACUCAGUGGCAUGAAUUCGGAUAUUGUUACUCAAAAUGUUAAAAUGCAGCCAGAAUUAGAACUAAGCGCUACCGCAGAGCCACAGGUAGAGCUCACUACAGCCACUGUAGCGACGGAGAGCAACACCAUCGCCGGCACUGAUUCAGUGGCUGAAACUACAAUUGCACCGCCCAAAGAGCAGUCCAUGCUGACAGCAACACGUGCGCCACGCAUUGAACGCAUCUUCAACUCGGAUGGCGUCGAGGUGCUUUAUGGUUACUCAUCGGUGGUGCGCACGAACCGCUCCUAA
Molecule: messenger RNA, 1248 nt
Organism: Drosophila virilis
Lineage: Eukaryota; Metazoa; Arthropoda; Insecta; Diptera; Drosophilidae
Source: RefSeq, a predicted model, not a curated record